Symbiodinium sp. CCMP2592 is the source of this 2277-nucleotide messenger RNA. Lineage: Eukaryota; Dinophyceae; Suessiales; Symbiodiniaceae. The record is from the annotation of a GenBank genome assembly.
AUGUCUUCGCAGCCUGCAACCCCAGCAACCUCUCCUUUGAAGGCCUCGCCCUCUGUUCCAGCUACCCAGCCGUCCCCAACCACCUCCCCUGCAACAACAGGCCAGAACAAGCGCAAGCAUGGUGACACAAGCCUCAAGAAGCCUGAGAAGGAUGUGAGCACAGGUUCGCCGCAGGAGCAGUGGGCAUCAAUUCAGGAUAUCUUGCAACGAGGCCACACAGUGGACCGCCUCAGCGAUGAUGAACUCGCUGAGGUAGUUUUUCAGAUCGACCGAUUGAAGAAAAGCCGUUCGAUGCCCGCAACUGUCGAAAAGGCUGGGGCAACCAAAGCAGAGGAGCAGAAGGACGGAGAUCCCAAAGACAAGCGAGAAUUGACACCGGAGCAGGAGGCAAAGCUUGCACUGAAGAAGAAACUCCAUGCACGCUACAUGAGAUUCAGUCGAUCUCUCACCAGUGGCCGGACACCGAAGGAAGUGAGGAAGCUGGCUGACAGAGACCUGGAUUCUGAUCAGAGAAACUUCUUGUUCGAGCAUUGGCUUCAGGCCAACGAGAACUGGAACGCAUCCAAGCUUUUGGUUACCUUGAAGAACAAGUCCGGGAAAAAGAAGGUUGGACUCCGAAGGUGGCUGACAAAGGCCGACCUUCUGCAGAAGUACAAGGACGAGGAGGUGGUACAGGCCAUCAUAGAUGCAAAGGUGAAUGACAAGGAGCUGUGCAAGACACAGGUGAGGAACCAUCCUGAUUGCCCUCAUCGCGAAGAUCUCAAGCAAUACCUAUGUGUUGUAGAUGAUAGCGAGGAAAACUACGAAGGGGAAGAAGUGGAACACACGUUCGAGAUGGACAACGAUCUCGACGAGUCGAGCUCCGACCAAAGCAGUGACGAGGAUGGUCAGGAGGAGGAUGAGGAAGAGCAGGAGAGCAAGAAGCCAAAGAAGAAAGGAAAGCCCAAGCAGCCGAAGAGUGCGAAGAAGAACAAGAAGAUCAAGAAAAGCAAGCAGUGGACAAAGCCACGGACAAGCUCCAAGCAGUACGAAAGUGCCAGGGGUGACAAACUCCUGAAAGCCAUGAAGGACGAUGUCGAAGCCCAGGCCUCGCUCAUCCGGACGGAGAGAGCAGAUCUGCAGCGAUUGAUGGAUGAGUCCGUGGCAUCCAUGCCGAGCGCCGUGGACAAGCUGACCACAACGUGUGACAAGUUUGAUAAGAUCACCAAGGAGUUCUGGAACAAAGUGAAUGGUGAAGAUGUCGAUAAGGAUACCGAUGGCUUGCUGCAGCAUAUGUACAACAAGAUAUCCAGUGGAGCUUCCAGUAUUGAUGCAGCUAUGAAAGAUGCCCAAGCUGGUUUCCAGGACACCCAGAAGUUCUUCAAGGGCAAGACUAUUAAAUCGUUGAUGCGGUUCAAGCCUGGAAAUGCUGCACGUGACUUCUUCAAGACUGUGAAGCUUCCUCUGGAGCCUACACCAGUCAAAGUUCCUGUCUGGGAGUAUGCGGAUGGUGAAUGGAAGCAGGCCUCAACUACGGUACCGGUACUAGACAUACAUGAGAUUCUGAGCUACGUUCAUUGUGAGCUGGGAUUGCAAACCCCGCCGGAGAAGGUCAAAGAAUACUGGGCACACCUGUGCAGCCACGGUGUUCCCUUUGCCACUCGUCACCCUUCUACACAUGCAAACGAGCCGUGCCGACAUUCCCACAUACCGUUCUCACUUUAUGGAGAUGAAUGCCAGCUGUCAGCAGAUGGUUCGGAGAAGGUGACAGCCAUGUUUGUCUCCUUAACUCUUUUCCGACCCAAAGAGGUUAGGCUUGGACACUUUAUGGUUUUUUGUAUGAAGGACGAGUUCAUGGUUCACGAAAACCUUGCGACCCUGAGCCCCAUUCUGAAGCACAUUGCCUGGAGUUCGAAUGUGGCCUUUGAUGGCAAGUUUCCACAAUGUGGGCCAAUGGGCGAAGCUUUGUCAUCUUCGAAGAUGGCCCGGGCCGGGGAUUUCCUGGCGCACGGACGGGCAUUCGCUGCUUGUGAACUUCGGGGAGAUUGGAAAUGGCAUGAAAGGACACUUCGGCUGCUUCACACUCCUACAAGCACAUGCUGCUGCCUGUUCUGUGGGGCUGAAGCUUCUGAUGAGUCCCCGCUUCGAUAUUACGAGACUGGAGAGUCUGCAGGCUGGGCUUCCACGAUUGCUACAACAGCAGACUUUUUGCUUCACAAAGUUCGGCCUGGAUGCUUGAGUGACUUGGACUGCAUGUCUAAAUCCUGCUACCAACCUACUAUAAGUAUUCUAUUCUAA